AUGCAGAGUCUCGCUCCCGGUGCCUCGUUAUCAUCUGAAUUGCUAUCUCAACGGACAACGACUGCGGAAGAUUAUGCCGCAUACACUGGUCUUCGAGAACCUCAGGAGGAGGAGAUGGAAAGGUACGAGAAAGGGCACGAAGCUCUUUCGCUAACCAGUACUCUCCACAGCCCGGUUCGGGGCAGAAAAGUGUCUCGAUGGGAUUCAGAAGGGAGAGGCCGACCGUACCAAGAUCCGUCAGAAGAGAACUCAAACGGCGAGACAAAUUGCGGCGUGCUGUUCGAUUUUAAACGGUGUAGACAGGUUGUCGAAACCACGGAGCGCUUCAAGAACAAGUGUAGCGAGGACUGUGAUGAGUAUGCCGUCGGCAGUCGUGUCUGGGCAUUUGGUCGAGUUAGUGGUUGCUUUCUGUGGUGUUUAUACACUACCAUAUGCGACUUAGGGUUUUAG
Messenger RNA from Toxoplasma gondii ME49, 450 nucleotides. RefSeq lists its product as hypothetical. The record is from RefSeq and is a predicted model, not a curated record. The coding region runs from base 1 to 450 and encodes 149 amino acids. Lineage: Eukaryota; Apicomplexa; Conoidasida; Eucoccidiorida; Sarcocystidae. The transcript is spliced from 2 exons.